AUGAGGGGAUUUACACUUUUCCCUCGCCUUCAGCACAAGACAACCCUUCUGUUGAUUUUCUCCGGACAACCUUUGAGUGGCUUGUGGACUGGUCUCCGGCAGUGGCUUGAUGUUGUCGGAGAGGACUUCAAGGAAUUGCCCAACACCCAGGUUUUUAAACUUCAUUGCGAAGAGGGCUGGUUCAAUCGCAGAACACAUCAGCUCACCAAAUUCCAGCUGAGACGCCAGGUGGAUGAGAGCGAAAUCUGGUCAACGUUUGUUUAUCGUGGUGCCUGGAAAUGGGAAUACGAACAUGCUUUGCACCUUUACAACAAGGAUUUGCCCGUGGUUCUUUUGCUAGAUGCCGUUGGGUAUAUCAGGUGGCAUGCAGUUGGGCUGCCGACAGAUGAAGCCACGCAAAUCUUCCGGAGUUUGGCUAAAAGGUUGGCACACGAGAAGCGAAACUUUACGUGA
Molecule: messenger RNA, 453 nt
Organism: Cladocopium goreaui
Lineage: Eukaryota; Dinophyceae; Suessiales; Symbiodiniaceae
Source: the annotation of a GenBank genome assembly